Messenger RNA from Durio zibethinus, 3234 nucleotides. RefSeq names its product P-loop containing nucleoside triphosphate hydrolases superfamily protein (gene ARC5). The record is from RefSeq and is a predicted model, not a curated record. Gene Ontology annotation, biological process: peroxisome fission. Lineage: Eukaryota; Viridiplantae; Streptophyta; Magnoliopsida; Malvales; Malvaceae. Gene Ontology annotation, molecular function: GTP binding; microtubule binding; GTPase activity. Gene Ontology annotation, cellular component: microtubule; cytoplasm; peroxisome.
UUCACAAACAUUUCAAUAUCUGAAAUUUAGAAUUUGAAAAAAAGAAAAAAGAAAAAACUAGUGAAGUAUUAAAAGAAGAGGUAAAAAGUUUUAGCAGGAUUCAUAUCAGGCGGCAUCUCUCCAGUCUCACUAGCAAUUACCUGCAUCCCCGGGGAUUGCGGUGAAGAUUUGACGAACAACGGAUUCAGUUCAUCAGUUUGGCUAAAACUGAAAGCAAAAGUCGCCGCUUUCACUCUGUUGUGAGAGGCGAAGCGAAGCGAAGCAGAGCAUAGCAGAGGCCAAGGAUUAAAGAAGAAACAGAGAACCAAAAUGGAGGACGAAGCACUGAACCCACACUCAACUCUCUACGAGGCCUACAACGAACUCCACGGUCUAGCUCAAGAACUAGAGGCUCCCUUCGACGCGCCAGCGGUGCUGGUCGUAGGACACCAAACGGACGGCAAAAGCGCGUUGGUCGAAGCCCUCAUGGGCUUCCAAUUCAACCAUGUUGGUGGCGGAACCAAGACUCGCCGACCCAUCACUCUCCACAUGUCUUACGACCCUCUUUGCGACGUCCCAUUGUGCCAUCUCGUCUCUGAUGACGACCCCACUCUCGCCCACGAAAAAUCUCUCCCCGAAAUUCAGGCCUACAUUGAAGCUGAAAAUAUGAGGUUGGAACAUGAGCCAUGUCAAUUCUCAGCUAAAGAAAUCAUCAUUAAAGUGAAAUAUAAACAUUGUCCGAAUUUGACUAUUAUCGAUACUCCAGGGCUUAUCGUUCCUGCUCCGGCUCGAAAGAACCGUGCUUUGCAGAGCCAAGCGCGUGCGGUGGAGUCCUUAGUGAGAACAAAGAUGCAGCAUAAAGAGUUCAUUAUAUUAUGUCUUGAAGAUUGUAGUGACUGGAGUAAUGCAAUGACUAGAAGGGUUGUAAUGCAAAUUGAUCCAGAGCUUUCGAGAACAGUCAUUGUCUCUACCAAGCUUGAUACCAAAAUUCCUCAGUUUGCACGUUCUUCAGAUGUGGAAGUCUUUCUCUCACCACCUGCAUGUACACUUGAUGGUUUCAUAUUGGGUGACUCUCCAUUCUUUACAUCAGUGCCUUCUGGAAGAGUUGGUUCUGAGCAUGAUUCUGUUUACAGAUCAAAUGACGAGUUUAAACAGGCAAUAGUUUCUAGAGAGAUGGAAGAUAUAACAUCUUUGGAGGAGAAGUUAGGACAGCAAUUGUCAAAGAAAGAAAGAAGUAGAAUAGGUGUAAGCAAACUUAGGCUUUUUCUGGAAGAAUUGUUACAGAAAAGGUACAUGGAUAGCGUUCCAUUGAUAAUUCCACUUCUUGAGAAGGAGUACCGCAGCGCAACAAGAAAGUUAACCGAAAUAAAUAAGGAACUCAGCACUUUGGAUGAAGUGAAAUUGAGGGAAAAAGGAAGAGCUUUUCAUGAUCUAUUCCUAACCAAGUUGUCACUGCUACUGAAAGGGACAGUUGUUGCACCUCCAGAUAAAUUUGGUGAAACACUGGUAGAUGAGAGAACUAAUGGAGGAGCAUUUGCGGGUGCUGAUGGUCUUCAAUUGCCACACAAGCUAAUACCCAAUUCUGGAAUGCGUCUUUAUGGAGGUGCACAAUAUCAUCGUGCCAUGGCUGAAUUCCGUUUUAUCGUGGGAGGGAUAAAGUGCCCUCCAAUUACAAGGGAAGAAAUUGUCAAUGCUUGUGGAGUCGAAGAUAUUCAUGAUGGAACAAACUACUCAAGGACAGCUUGUGUUAUAGCUGUUUCAAAGGCUCGUGACACUUUUGAACCUUUCCUUCACCAGUUGGGAUGUAGGCUCUUGCACAUUCUGAAGAGAUUACUUCCUAUCUCUAUCUAUCUUCUUCAGAAAGAUGGUGAAUAUUUAAGUGGACAUGAGGUGUUUCUCAGGCGUGUUGCUUCUGCUUUCAACAACUUCAUUGAAUCUACCGAAAGAGCUUGUCGUGAGAAAUGCAUGGAGGAUUUAGUGAGCACAACCCGUUAUGUGUCAUGGUCCCUUCACAAUAAGAACCGGGCUGGGCUACGUCAUUUUUUAGACUCAUUUGGUGGAACUGAGCCAUCCAGUGUGGUAGUCAAUUCUAUAUCUUCUGGUAUUUCCCAAGAGUUAUUGCCUGGGUCAGUUGUUGCAGAGAAGCAUGACACCAAGCCAAGAGCAGAUAUAAAGCUCAAUCAUCUAUGCUCUGGCAUUGAUUCAACCUCUUCUGCUCAGACAGCUGAAACAAAGCUUGCUGACCUUCUAGAUAGCACACUUUGGAACCGGAGACUUGGUCCUUCAUCAGAAAGGAUUGUUUAUGCAUUGGUACAACAGAUAUUUCAUGGCAUAAGAGAAUAUUUCUUGGCCUCUGCUGAAUUGAAGUUCAACUGUUUUCUUCUAAUGCCAGUUGUGGACAAGUUACCUGCACUUCUCAGGGAGGACCUAGAAUCUGCAUUUGCUGAUGACCUGGAUAACGUAUUUGACAUCACCAAUCUGCGGCACUCCUUGGGCCAACGAAAGAGAGAUACAGAGAUUGAGCUGAAGAGGAUUAAGAGGCUCAAAGAGAAAUUCAAGGUAAUACACCAGCAACUUAGUUCUUGUCAAAGAAUACCAAGUUUGUCGCCUGCUUCUGAUUGAUUCACGGUCCAAAUUUGAUAACAAAAUCAAUCACUUAAGUAUGUAUGGUACAAUUGCAUGUACCAAUGAGUUUGUUAACCUCCAAUAGUGAAAGAUAUGGGCAGGACAGGAGUCUGUCAUGAUCUUGGAUCACAAACGGUUAUCAGUAAGCAAAAGUAUUCCUUUUAGACUCUUAGCGGGACAGUGUAACAACUGUAAGUUGGUUAAAUGGAUGUGAAUGUCUUGUUGCCUUUCAUUAUUUGAUGAGUUGAUUCUGGCCCCUAACUCUUUUGAGGGUACUUGUUUAUGUGAUAAUUUAAUACACUGAAGUCGGACUGAUACCAAGUUGAUUCAAUUCUAAUUUUCUAUUCUGAUCUCUUAAUCAACUGAUUCUAAAGUAUUGGAUCCUGUUCUUUUUCAAUUUUAUACUCAACAACUCAGAUGAUUUUAUAUUUCAUUUUUCUCUACAGUAAAAGAUGAAAGGACUGAUCUGGAUCUCUUGAUACUGGUCUGGCUCUAAUUUCAUACCUUGUCUUAUGGACAACUGAGUAGGCUUACCAUUUCAAGUUGUCAUGUUAUUCAUCACAAGUUAACAGAUUGUAGUGGGAAUUUCAAAUGAUGCAGCUUCUGGAUCUUAUAUAGUAGACAUCCACA